AAUCAGCGCACAAUUUUACCCCGGAUAAGCUUGUCAAACCUUCCCCACCAAAAAUUCUGAAUAAAGCCCCCUAUCUACUAGACUAAAUCCGUUUCUCCAUGCGCCUGCGCACUUCAUAUUUUUAGCUCAAUUAUGAAUAAUUCAUGAUCAUAGCGUUUCCAUGUACGGAAAAAAUAUUCGAGGCCGGCCCGGCCCGCUGAUCUGACGUGACGCAAGCGCCAGCUGGCCGGCCGGGGCGCGGCGCGGCCCGUGGAUAUUAGAACGAUCGAAGAGGACAUCGGUGUGUGUUUUCGAAACACAUUCAGCAAUCAAGCCCUUGGUGUUUCAAUCUACUCAGGAGUUGCCAAUUUGCAUAGCAAACAACCAUGGGGUGUGCUUGCCUUGGAUCACCUACAGAUGAGCCGGAUUCAGGGCGUCUGAACCCGAAGAAGGAGAGACACUGCACAGACAUUCUAUGUAUGCUCCUCUUCAUUUGUUUCUGGAUUGGCAUGUUCUUGAUAGCUGGUUAUGCUGUUGUAUUUGGUAAUGUACUAAGGGUUGUUUUUGGCUAUGAUAGCUAUGGCAAUGUUUGUGGGCAGAUGAACAAACCGAUAGAGAAUGUAAGCUUGUCUGGAAUGGACAUGACAGACCGACCAUUUGUCUUCUUCAUGGAUGUACGAUAUCCCAAGGACUCCCUUGAGGUCUGUGUAAGCCAGUGUCCUAACAGGGUGCUAAACUCAACCACUGACUACAAGACUUUUGCAGAGGAAACUGAUUCAAAAAUCUGCAAUUACCCUGUUGAUUUAGCAGACUAUGAAACUGCAGGAGUUGGCAUCAAUGGACCAUGCCCCAAUGUUGUCUUUGCCAGUAAGCCCAUCAUCAAUCGAUGUGUUCCUCAGGAUCUUUUUGUCAUUGCCAAGGAAUACAUUGAGAAUAUCAUCUCAUUCUUGAAUGCCUCUGAGCUCCUAUCCAAGGCAUUAGUUGACCUCUACAUGGCUAGAUGGAUCAUCCUUGCUCUCUGUGCUGUAUCACUUGUCCUGUCCUUUAUCAUGGUGGUUUUAAUCCAUCUAGUAGCUCAAGUCAUAGUGUGGAUCAUCUACUUUGUUUCUGUCAUCGGUUCUAUCGCUGGUACUGCUGUUCUGUGGUGGACUUAUGUAAUGAAGAAGAAAGCUUUGGAUGCAGUAGAGCCUGCAAUGCAGCUUGAUGCAGAUGUGCGAAAUGUGAAGGCUUUUCUUGGUUUCUCUAUUGCUGCUACUGUAUUCACUGUCAUAUUGUUUCUCAUCAUCUUGGUGAUGUGGAAACGGGUAGCUUUUACAGUGGAACUGUUUGGGCAGGCUGGCAAGGCCAUCAGAGCCAUGCCUUUCCUGCUGAUCCAACCUUUCUGGACGUUCAUCAUUCUCAUCAUAUUCUUUGUUUAUGUCACCAUCGUCUUCAUUGCAAUCUCGGCAACAGGCUAUCCCCUAGUGACUGAACCUCAUGGCUAUGUGACCUACAACCCUCCACAGCCUGUACGCUAUAUGUGGUGGUACCAUGCUAUAGGGUUUAUCUGGACAGCUGAAUUCAUUCUUGCCUGCCAUCAGUUUGUCAUUGCUGCAUGCGUUGUUGACUGGUAUUUCACAAGAGACAAGAAAAGUUUUAGUUCUCCUAUCCUACGCUCUACCGGUCGAUUGAUCAGGUAUCACAUUGGUUCCAUGGUGUUUGGAUCCUUCAUAAUUUUACUUGUCAAGGUACCCCGGGCAAUCCUCAUGUACAUCCAAUACAAAUUGAAAGACAGUCAGAACCCUAUAGCUCAAUGCAUUCUCAAGUGCCUCAUAUGCUGUCUAUGGUGUCUAGAGAAGUUUCUCAAGUUCUUGAACGAACAUGCCUACAUCAUUAUUGCUAUUGAAGGAGAUGGUUUCUGUAGUUCUGCUGCAAAGGCCUUCACAGUUCUGUUGUCGAAUGCCCUGCGUGUAGCGGCUAUCAAUUGCGUAGGUGACUUUGUCCUCUUCUUGGGCAAGCUGAUGGUUGUUGCUAUCACAGCAGCAAUUGGUGUUGCCAUCAUGGGGACGAACGAGAGUCUGCUCUUCUAUGCCAUUGCGGCAUUGAUAGUUGGAAUAUUUUCAUACUUUAUAGCAAGCAGCUUUUUUCUUGUUUAUGAGAUGGCUGUGGAUACCCUAUUGCUCUGUUUUUGUGAGGAUGCUCGCAUCAAUGAUGGCUCCCCUGACAAACCAUACUUUAUGGAUAGAGAUCUUAUGGAAUUUGUGAGUAACAGUACUGAUACUAUCGAUGGCUUGGAGAACAAAAAACGAGUAAGGGUGCCUACUGAAGAUCAACCAGAAACACACUCUAAACCCCCACCGUCUGUUCCUUCUGAUGCUGAAGAUCAACCUGAUUCUGCUCAACCAGCUACUGAAUCACUUACAUCAUCGGAGCCUGCACAGCCCACCCAAUCAGAUAAUAUUGAAAUUGAGGUUCCUGAGGGAGACAGAGGAGGAACCUCUCCAGCUGUGGUGUAAUGACUGUCUAUUGCAAACUGCCUUCAACAAGCAGCUCAACUUUCUUGUUUUCAUCACCCAUGUUUCCUUAUCUUCUGUUUCUUUGUAUGGAUUUGAUUUUAUGAUUUUUUGUCUUUGAUUUUAAAACUAUAUUUUGAAAUACUGUAAUGUCUUGAGAGUCAGGGGGUGAUUCACGGACAGUUAAAAUCAAUGUUUGCAAGAUGAAGACCAACCAGAUAUUAGAUUUUAUCUCAUUUCAAAGUUGAUUCAGUUUGUUGGUGAAUUAGCCCCAGUUAUACAUUUUCAGUGAACCAAUAAUUACAGUGUGCCCCCCCCAAUAUAACGAAACUGUGAUUGAUCGAUGAUUUAUCAUUACUUAAUAAUAAUUUCAAUAGACAAAUGACCUAUCAUUGUAGAGUCUCCUAUUUCAGCUGGUAUAACACAGAAGAUUUAUCAUUGAAAGAGCAAUUGAUUGAAUACAUUGAAGAGAGGAUACCAAAAAGUCACUUCGUGGGCAGUAUGUGUGUUUAAUAAAAAAAAUCACAUUUUGAAAAGUUCAAUAUUUGCUCUUUAAUUUGAUACCUCAAUCACAGAAAGUGGUCCAGAAAUUACACUUCUGUUUUUUAAAUAAGACGUGAAGUCUGAAAUAUAACAUGAAGAGGUUUUACAGGUAAGUUGGACAGACUAUCUUGACACUCUGUUUUGUUGAUGAUCAGCCAUGCAUGAAGCCAUCAUAACUGUGUGUUCGAUUUGAUGGGAAAAUGGAAAAAAAACUUUUGUUAAAUGACAUUAUGACAAUACAAGCAUUGUUUCAAAGAAACAGAACUUUGUUAUUUCUUAACCAUUUUGUAAUUGAGGUAUCAAAUCAAAGAGCAUAUAUUUUAUUAUACUUUUCAGACGUGAUUUCCUUUUUGAACCUCAGAUACCACCUGCCAAGUAUUCUGUUUGGUAUCCUUCAAAUUGUUUUGCUCACUUGUACGUGAAUGAGAAAUCUUCUGUUAUACCAACUGAAAGAGGAGACAAUAAUAGGUGAUUUGCCUAUUGUAUUUGUGAUUAAGUAAUGAUAAAUCAUCAAUAAAUAUUGUAUUUGUUUUCUAUAGGAUGCACUUAAUUAUUGAAGACAAAGAAUUGAAUUACUAUUGUACAUGUAGAUGUUAAUAUGAAUUUAAAACUAAACUUUAAUAUGAAUACUUUACAAUGAAGGCAGCUGGGUGAUAUAUGUGAACCAUAAUGAAUUUGAAAUUCUCUUAACUACUAGUACAUGUAUAAUAUUGAUUUGUUAAUUUUUUUUCCAUGUCAUGUGCUGGCAAAUAUGGUGGAAUUAAAAUUGUAAUCAGCAUCAGUUGAGACUGUUGCAUGUUUUCCUCCAAAAUAAUGAUUCACAUGUGUGUCCACCUAUUUCUGUUGCUAUGGCUUUAAUAACUAUUUUGAACUACAUAACUGUAAUACUAUGCCUCUUCACAAAUACAUAUGGCCACUUAAACUCCCCUUUUGAAUUUUUUUUAUUCAUCACUAUUUAUGUAAUUCUCCCCAAUUCUAUUUGUAGGCCUACAUGCUGAAUGCUGAUAUACAUGUAGAUCAUGAGUGAGUGAACUGAAUCUGUGUUCAUAUAUUUCCUCUAUGCAGUGUAAGAAAUGAUAAAGAGAUUUAAGUAGUUUCUUUCAUUGGUAGUUUACAGGGAUGUUGUAAUCAUUGUGUACAUACACUGUAUACAAUUCCAGAAUUCGAAUGAUUUUAUCCAACGCAUGAAUUGGAUUUUCUGGAGCUUACAAGUUUUGCUGUCUUCGAAAGUGGAGAUGAUUACAAGUGAUGACAUGUAUGUAAAAUUCAGUUUUUGUAUCUUAAAACAGUAUUCGUUAUUGUUGAUGAUACUAAAAAUAUAGAAGCUUAUAUUAUUCUAAUAAUUUCUAUGAUAUUAAAGAUGCAUAGAAAUAAAAGAAUGCACUGAUAACUCAAAAACACAACAAUGAGUUGCUAAAAUUAGACUAGAUACUGGAUCUCUGAAAGUUUACUUCUACAAGACCAGGGCACCAUUUCAUAAAAAGUUGCUUCUAAAGCAACUCUUGCUGGAAUGUCGACUUCCAUUGGAAGAGUCAAUCAGGGGAGCGUUUCAUCAAUAUUUUCAUCCAACAAGUUGUCAGAUCUGACAUCUUUCAAUGAUUUUGAUUGGCUGAUAGGCACUGUUCCUAUGGUAACUGUCGGAUAAAACGUCUGACAAGUCCUUUCAUGAAACGCCCCCCAGGAAGUAUUCCUCUUUUUUGUUUUUUUUUUGUUUUUUGUUGUUGUUUUUUGGCACAUGGAACUUUCUAAGAAAAACAAAUGUCUACUGAUCAAAAUGGCUGCCUGUUGUCAGCCGAUGCAUGAAUGUAGGCUCACUGAUUUCGCGCAUGCGUAGCUCAUCUCGCAGAAUCCGGUAACGAGAAUUUAUGAGAUAAAAUGAUUAUUUCACAUUAUUACAGCAAUUUAUAUUUAUGAUGAUAAAAGUUGUUAUUCUUUGUGUGUAAACUGCCUACCGUAUUUUGUUGUAUUUUGAAGAAGAAAAAAUCAUAUUCAGAAACUAAAAGACAAAGCUUGUAUACAAAGUAUUCAUUAUUUUUAUUUCUUUAAUAAAAAGAAGCGUAUUUAUCAGCGCAAUGUUUGUUUGUAGACCAUAGAGGCUUGAUAGAUUAAACUUCAUGGCAUGUAUUUUAUCCCAUUAAACUACAUGUAUUUAAAAAUAAAACUGCUAAUGUCAUGUUUAACUUCUUGAUGUACAUAUUGUAUCCAUGUUACUUGAAUAGCCAUUCAUUUGUCUAAUUAUGCAAUUGACCCAGACUCAGAAAUGGAAAUUAGAGGGAAAAUGUAUGCCUCUUGUACAAGAGUAGACCAGUUCCAUGCUUCACAUAUGUAACAUGUAUGAUAUCAGUCUUGCCUAGAGGGGAUCAUCACUCUGACAUUUAAAACGAGAUUUUAAAAACCUCAAACUCCCAAUGUUGAAUGUCCACCUAAACAAUGUUACCUGUAAACAACAAUACUAUUUUAGCUGAAUAAUAGAGAAGAUUGAAUACCUUUCAAGUCAUGAAAGUCUACCUUAUUUUGAGUUGCUGAUGUCUCUGUCUGAUUUUGUAUAACACAUUUCAUAUUAUGAUUGUUGUAAUUACUUCACAUGAAAUUAUCUGCAAGUAAUAUAUUUGUGUAUAGAUAUUUUGCCUGAUGCUACAUGUAUUUGGUUGGUAUAUUGUUCUAUCAAUGUUAUUUACCGUAUUGCAAAUUUUGUUUACAGUAGCUUUUGCAUAGAGCCACUUGUACUGCAUACAAAUGAUUCACAGUGAAACCCAAGAAAGCCAAACAGAGUGAUGAUUAUCAAUGAUAUAACCUAAUCAAACAUACAAUAGACAAAUGCAGAGUGGCCAACUAUAUUGUACUGAUUUUAAGUAUUUAGUACUGAAAAAUGAGAACAAUAUUGAUGGUUUCAUGCAAAAUACUGAUUUCUAAAGUUGUUGGUUUUAUGUGUUGUCCUAUGGUAUUUCCUAAUAUAAAUAAUGAUUUUAUAUUACUGACAGCUUUACCUAUCAUUAUAUAGCACCUCCUUCAUCAGGUAUAACUUACAUGACUCACCUUUCAUGUGUGAGUGAGCAAAAGCAUUUUGAUCAUGAACAGAUUGAUAUCAAAGGGACUGUUCAAGAUCAUGUGAUAAAGAAAUCUGCAUUUUUUUUGUCUCUUUGUAAGUUCAGCAAAAAUAAAAGCUCUUUGAUUGUUUCAAAGAAUUGAAACAGAAUUUGUAUGAAAAAAAAUAUAUAUAUAUAUCAUUUGUACAUGUACUUUCAUGGAGGUGAUUUAAAUUGCUAUUCCAAUCAAAAUUUUAGUCAACUUGAUUUAAAUCCACCAACCCUGAUUGGAGUUCAAGCAUUGUAAACUUCACAAUUUUCUAUGAUCAAGGUAUCAAAUUAAAGACCAUAUUUUGUUUUUUUUUAAUUCAGACACACUUUGCCAAAGUGCUUUUUGGAAUUAUUCAAAUUGGUUUUUACUCGUGCAUAAAUGAUGAAUUUUCUGAAUUAUACCAUGCAGGUGAAAGAAGAGACUGUAACCUUUAAAAUUUUAGGGUAUUUGUCUAUUGCAAUUAUGAUUAAUUUAUAUAUCAUCAAUGGAUAAUUAUCGCUUUUGUUUUCCUUGGGAUGCACUGUGUAAUGUAAAAAUAUAUAUAUUUGAAGAGUAUGGUGUAUUUGUGACAACUUACUGUAGGAACAAAAAUUUGAUGUAGCAGUAGCAAUUCAAUAGAGCAUGUAAAUAUUUGGUGAAUGGAAGUAAAAAAAAAAAGAAGUGAAUUCUAUGAUAUGAAAGAUAAGAAAAUUAGUUUAAUGUUUAUUACUUUUAAAGUAAAAUUAAAUGCUUUAUCUAUCAUUUUUUCUCUCAAGGGGAUGUUUACCCUAAUAAAAAGUUUAUUGCAAAAGUAGCCAAAAAAUGAUUAAGAAAUAUUAGUAAAAGUUUGAAGAAAUUCCACCAAAGAUUUUAAAGUUACUAGAAUUUUAUUUUUUGUCUCACAGAGCAGAGCGAGACUAUGUAGGCACUGCUUUGCUGACGGCGGCAGCAUAUGGACCUACUUCAUGAAUCCUGGACAUUAGAGUAAUCAAGUAUUAUUGAACAUCCUGCUUGAGUUUCAGGUCACAUGACCAAGGUCAAAGGUCAUCUAAGGAUGAACUGUGAUCAUCAGUGUUGUUGGGGAAUCGAAAUCUUUAAUCAAGGUUCAGUUUUUGAAAUGUCACAACUUUAAAAGAAUAUGGAUCUAGUUUAUGAACUUUGGCUAUGUUGGGGUGUUUGUUGAAUUGCUCUCAUAAAAUGUAUGGAUUUAGUUAAUGAAACUUGGACAUGAGAUUAGUCAAGUAUCAAUAAAUAUCCUGUGCAAGUUUCUGGUCAUAUGACGAAGGUUAAUCAGGGCCAUGUUGGGCAAUCAACAGUGAAGUUUUAAACCAAGGAUAAGUUUUUGAAAUAUCAUAGGUUGUGGAUCUAGUUCAUGAAAUGUGGACAUAUGGGUAAUUACGGGUCACUGAUCGUCUUACAAAAGUCUUCAUUCACAUGAUCAAGGUCAAAUGUCAUUUUGGGUCAAUUAACUUAGAAGUUAUUAUCAUAUGAAUUUUAUUUGUAAAUAAAAUUUUGUUCAAGUCAUUUUUUUUUCAAAGUCAGCACUGCUGCUAUACUGAAAUCAUGUAAUGCAUGCAAGACAGCCAGAGGCAUUCCACUUUUUUUUUUAUUUGUAACUUCAUAUGUGAGUAGUUUUCCCAUACAGCAUAUUGUGUUGUAAAUAAAUCAGUGAAAUUUCAUUUUCGAAAAAAAAAAGAUUAAAAUGGUUUUCGUUGUACCAUCAGUGUAUUAACAGACACAUUUCA
Messenger RNA from Lytechinus variegatus (green sea urchin), 7816 nucleotides. RefSeq names its product choline transporter-like protein 1. Gene Ontology annotation, molecular function: transmembrane transporter activity. Bases 366 to 2474 code for a protein of 702 amino acids. The record is from RefSeq and is a predicted model, not a curated record. NCBI's taxonomy places the organism in Eukaryota, Metazoa, Echinodermata, Echinoidea, Temnopleuroida, Toxopneustidae. Gene Ontology annotation, biological process: transmembrane transport. Gene Ontology annotation, cellular component: membrane. The transcript has 20 exons.